This is a messenger RNA of Paramacrobiotus metropolitanus, 573 nucleotides long. RefSeq lists its product as uncharacterized. NCBI's taxonomy places the organism in Eukaryota, Metazoa, Tardigrada, Eutardigrada, Parachela, Macrobiotidae. The coding region runs from base 1 to 573 and encodes 190 amino acids. Gene Ontology annotation, molecular function: calcium ion binding. The transcript has 3 exons. The record is from RefSeq and is a predicted model, not a curated record.
AUGAAACGCUAUAAACAGUUCUAUAACAGUCGCUGCAGACGUAUUCAUUUGGCACAGCUUUAUCAGUCUACAAGUUUUUCCUACGAGAAACGUUUUAACAAUGGCCGGUUCACUCAACACUUUGCUGGUGGUCGGUGUCCUUGCACUAGCCGGAAUUACAGCCGUUGCCGCGUGUUCCGAACUUGCGAUCCUAGCCAUUUUGGUUGUUGCGGAAAGGGCAAGUGCAAUACUUUUUGCUGCAACUGCAACGGUGGAUGCAAGCCGAAGAGCCAGUGCAGUUAUGGAGGUGGACUAGGCGGACCGCCCAACACGGUGAGCGUCGGCAGAAUAGGCCGCGGCAAACGGGAAGUUGUGUACAAUAGUACCGCGCAGCACAAAUUCGCUAUCAUCGACCUCAAUGGCGAUGACAAGCUGGAUGUGGACGAAUGUAAAGUGUUCUUGAAGUUGUCCGAUAAGAUUCUUGCUCGGCAUCCAAGAGGGGCAAUGGCCGAAAUUCCGGAAUGGUACAAAGAAAUCGAUGUUGACGGAGAUGGUUAUAUUUUACCUCACGAGUUUGACUACAGUUUGAUCUAA